Molecule: messenger RNA, 1275 nt
Organism: Mycena indigotica
Lineage: Eukaryota; Fungi; Basidiomycota; Agaricomycetes; Agaricales; Mycenaceae
Exons: 3
Coding region: 1-1275 (424 amino acids)
Biological process (GO): pyrimidine nucleotide-sugar transmembrane transport
Cellular component (GO): Golgi membrane
Molecular function (GO): UDP-galactose transmembrane transporter activity
Source: RefSeq, a predicted model, not a curated record
AUGUACUCGUCCCGACCUUCCGCUAUCCACCUCAAUAUCUCUAAUGACCACCAUGGCGCUGAUGACGACCUUGGUCUUGCUAACGACGCACCCAUAACACCCACAGUCCCUUCUCUGUGGGGGAUACCCCUCAAAUACCUGUCACUGGUCACUUUAGCGGUCCAGAACUCACUGCUCACCGUCAUCAUGCACUAUUCACGAGUGUCUGCCACCCCAGACCAUGCAUAUUCACCAGCAACAGCGGUGUUGACAACCGAGAUCCUCAAAGGGUCCAUCUCCCUUCUUAUUGCGUUCUCUCGCAUAGAGCCCUCCGAGCCUUCACGGAUAAAACGGCUGGUCUCCGAUGUAUUUAGCCCAGAUUGUUGGAAGCUUUCGAUACCCGCUAUUCUCUACGUCAUCCAAAACAACCUCCAGUUUGUCGCAGUCUCGAAUCUACAGGCAGCCACAUUCCAAGUCAGCUACCAAAUGAAAAUAUUGACGACCGCCGGAUUCUCUGUCCUGCUUUUGCGCAAAAAGCUCACUUCUCCACAAUGGGUUGCACUCCUCUUCCUGGCAAUCGGUGUCGGAGUCGUCCAGAUCCAGGCGGGCGGCGCUCAACUUCUUGAGGAUGGUGCUUCGCGGGAUCAUGCCAUGAAUCCGAUCAAAGGAUUUCUUGCCGUCGCGACAGCGUGUACCACUUCCGGGCUUGCUGGCGUAUACUUCGAAAUGGUCUUGAAGAACUCGCAGACGGAUUUGUGGGUGCGCAACGUGCAGUUGUCCCUCUUCUCUCUGCUCCCAGCCCUGGCGCCGGUGUUCUACCUGUAUGCCGCAGAACCCCAGAACGGUUGGAUAGCCACACUUUUCCGCAAUUUUGGAGGCUGGGCAUGGGCCACUGUGUCGGUGCAGGUUUUCGGAGGACUGUUGACCGCCUUGGUGAUCAAAUAUUCCGACAAUAUCCUCAAAGGCUUCGCUACCAGUCUGAGCAUUGUCAUUUCCUUCAUGGCAUCAGUUGCUCUGUUCAACUUCCAAAUCACCUUCACCUUCCUUGUCGGCUCUGCCAUUGUUUUGGUCGCAACUUGGUUGUAUAACCAUCAACCAAAACGUGCGGAGUCGAUCUCGUGGGCCAUGGGAUGGCCAGAGAAGUGGAGGUCAGCCAGCUCGCUGCGUUCGCCAGCAGCGACACCCGCCCACUUUUCGUCAAUCGCAAGUUCAAGAUCUUCAUCGGCACUUUCGCUGAAUUCUCUCGCUAAACCCAUGGCGGAAGAUAGCAAGGAUUCUUUACUAUUCUCCCGAUAA